UCAAGACAUUUUGAUCAUAAUUAUUCAGAGUUGACAAUGACGCGAGGAACAAUAUUAUCCAUGAUAUCAAUUUUGAAAUACCGUUUUCAGGACAUAUGUACUUUUCAUUGAGAUAGUCGCUGAAGUAGGUCAUGUUUACACUGGCUACCGACAGAGGGACCGAUGACAUUACGCUGAAUCCAACUGUCACUAAACAAUGGCUACGGAAGAUGACGAGACGAAGCCGUUGAUUUCUGUAAACGAAACCACAAUUCGGAAAGUCUCCUUCCUCCGUGGAGCGGUCCCCUGUGGAAUCAUCAUGAUGAUGUAUUUCUUAUCUGGCUUCAUCUUCAUUUCUUGGAUACCACAGUACGUGCAUCAGCGGCUCUACGAAAGCUACACCAACUCGUCCAGUAAAAGCAACCACUACGUGUAUAGCUGCAAUCGAACAGAGACCAACAACAAUACACUUUUGGAGAUAAAACUCCAGAAGGAGACCUCGGAGAGAGUACUGUACUACUCCUAUGCAACCAGUCUACGUUACCUCCUCGUGAACCUGGUUAUGGGAUCCUACUCCGACAGCAUCGGACGAAAACCGUUUUUAGUGAUUCCAAUAAUCGGAUGUUUGGGCAAAGGUGUAGUGUCCAUGUUGGUGGUGAAGCUAAAUUUGGACCUGGAUUAUUUUUACCUUGCCUUUGGACUGGACGGAAUAGGGGGUUCGUUCACGACCUUUCUCUUGGCGAUGUACGCCUACACUGCUGAUAUCACUCCACCAAAGAACAAGAGAACCUGGCUAUUGUCGCGCUGGAGGUGUUGCUUGCAACGGGUACGAUCUUUGGAAAAUUUGCAACUGGACUUCUUAUUAAAUCAACGGGCUUCUUCUUUCCCAUGGUGUUAAACUCAGGGUUGGGGUUGCUGACAUUGUUAUUUGUGAUUUUCUUCUUGGUGGAGACUACACACGGCUCUGAGCCAGCGCUUUUGCUGGCUUCCCGACAAGAUCGGUUACUUUGGGGCGCUGCGAACCGGCCUCAGUUCCUUGGUAACCAUGCUGUUAAUCAAAGCAUGUUUGACCUGUCUCAGAGACGAAUACAUCAUAGCCACUGGGAUGCUUGCGGAAAUCGGCGGACUUGUUCAGUAGGCGAUGGCGAGGUCAGAUCUGAUGAUGUGGUUGGUGCCCGUGGUGUCUGACGUCGUCCCCGAUAACGCAGCAAGGGGCUGUGUUCGCGUCGAUCGCCACCCUGGAGACGAUCACCUGUUUCGUGUCGAACACAAUGUACGGUUCAAUACAUAGCGCGACCGUGGGGGGCAGUGUCCGUGUGGCCCUUCCUCGCAAUCGUGGCGUCCAUUUUGCAUGUAUUUGUGGCAGAGAAGGAAACUAAAGACACGGUAGUGAUCGUUGAAGAUCAAGGAAAACAAAACGUCUCUUGUUAAAUAUAGGACUUACGCGCGUGUGCUGGACAUAUUGUUACGAGAGAUUCUCUUCUUUUUUUUCUUUUCUUUUUUCUUUUUUUUUUGGGGGGGGGGGAGCGACAGACUCCUCCGAAAAAUGUAUUGAACAAACACAUUUGUUUGUGCAGGGGCGGGUUACGAUCCCCAAAAUCCACCCCCUGCCCACACGCCUGGGGCUAGUCAGGGGUUUGUAUUGUUGAGGUCGCAAAUAUUGGGAGGCAUACCCACUGUCUGAGUCGUAUUAUAGGGCGACAGGUAAAAUUAAAAGGUGGCGGAAAAUAGGUAACAUUCGGGGAGGCAUGCUCCCCUCACACCCACGCCCACACUCGCAUCAGUGGCAACGCCAGUGGAUCGACAAUUUAUCUGCUAAACGACCUAACAUGUUGCCAGAAAAUAUAAAUGUUUAAUUGACACUAACUGUAAUUUAUCUAACCAGCAACAUAUGUAAUGAAAUUAUGGCUAUGUAGCCGUAAAUCAUGUGCGGAAUUUGUGGGGUGACCGCUCAUUUUUACCUAACUUUGGCGGUUUAACCUGCUUGCAAAACACAUUAUGAAGUGAGCGAUAGUUGACGAGGAACGUACUCGCAGUGUCUAUUUCUAAAAAAAAAACGUAGUGUCGGAAAUAGAAUAAAAAUGAUUUUCGUUGAUUAUUUCUUUCAUAU
Gigantopelta aegis is the source of this 2089-nucleotide messenger RNA. Its product is annotated as proton-coupled folate transporter-like. NCBI's taxonomy places the organism in Eukaryota, Metazoa, Mollusca, Gastropoda, Neomphalida, Peltospiridae. Gene Ontology annotation, molecular function: transmembrane transporter activity. The record is from RefSeq and is a predicted model, not a curated record. Gene Ontology annotation, biological process: transmembrane transport. The transcript has a single exon. Bases 197 to 877 code for a protein of 226 amino acids. Gene Ontology annotation, cellular component: membrane.